Messenger RNA from Sporothrix brasiliensis 5110, 1452 nucleotides. RefSeq lists its product as uncharacterized. Gene Ontology annotation, cellular component: inositol phosphoceramide synthase complex. Gene Ontology annotation, molecular function: inositol phosphoceramide synthase activity. The record is from RefSeq and is a predicted model, not a curated record. The transcript is spliced from 2 exons. Bases 1 to 1452 code for a protein of 483 amino acids. NCBI's taxonomy places the organism in Eukaryota, Fungi, Ascomycota, Sordariomycetes, Ophiostomatales, Ophiostomataceae. Gene Ontology annotation, biological process: inositol phosphoceramide metabolic process; sphingolipid biosynthetic process.
AUGUCCUUUUUCUGGCCUGCCGCCGCGGCGCUGGCCCAAUGGAACCCGAUCCCCCGCAAAUACCGGCCUGGUCGCAGCCGGAGAAAGCAGAAACCUCGCUUGUCUGUCUCGGCGCCGCCUUCGCGCUUUGCUUCAACAACACAGGCUGGUAGCGGCAAGGCGUCUGUCGGCAAUGUUGCGUCGCUCCAGCGCUCUUUCAACCCGGCUGACGGCCUGCGUACUCUCCGCCGCCAUCGGUGGAACAUCUACGAUAUACAGCAUCUGAUUACGGUUGCUUUCGUCCUUUUCUCCUUCAUUAUUGCACCUAUUCCUCUCAUGGUCGACAUCGGUAUCGUCGCCGGCUACAGUCUGCUUGUCCUGAUGCCAGCGACGCGCCAGUUCUUCCUGCCCAGCUUGCCGAUAUGGACGUAUCUGUUUUAUUUCUUCUCCAGCCGAUUCAUCCCUGUAGAGUACCGUCCUCACAUCUGGGUCAAGGUUCUGCCGGCGCUUGAGAACGUUCUGUACGGCGCCAAUUUGUCUAACAUCCUGUCGGCGCACACACACCCCGUGCUCGACCUCCUGGCAUGGUUCCCUUACGGCCUGGGCCACUUCGGCGCACCUGCGGUGUGCAGUGUGCUCAUGUUCUUCUUCGCCGCCCCUGGCACGACGCCUAUCUUUGCUCGCAACUUUGGCUACUUGGCGCUUGUUGGCGUCACUACCCAGCUCGUCUUCCCCUGCACGCCCCCUUGGUACGAGCGCCUGCACGGCCUCGAACCCGCCCACUACGGCAUGCCCGGUUCUCCUGCCGGUCUGGCCCGCGUGGACCAGCUGUUGGGCGUUGACAUGUAUACGACGAGUUUCACCACUGCUCCUCUUCCCUUCGGUGCUUUCCCGAGCCUGCACGCUGCUGACGCCACGCUCGAGGCCCUGUUUAUGAGCUACUGCUUCCCCCGCUUCCGCAUUGUUUUCAUUGCGUAUGUUGGCUGGAUUUGGUGGGCCACCAUGUACCUGAAUCACCACUACGCUGUUGACCUCGUUGCCGGCAGCUUACUGGCCGCCCUCUUUUACUACAUCUCGCGCGCGAGCUUCAUGCCCCGCCGCCAGCCGGACAAGCGCACCCGUUGGCAGUAUGAGUACGUCGAGAUCGGUGAGAAGAACCGCUCUAUCGUUGACGAGUAUGCGUACAAUUACUACGACGGCUUCGGUCUCGACUUGCUGCCGCGUCAUCGUGUCGCCGGUGCCUUCGGCGACAGCGACGAGUGGACCAUUGGCAGCACCUCAAGCUUCGCUUCGUCCUCUGGCGGCAGUGUCAGUGGCAGCGUGAGCGGCGGUGGCAGUCGUGAUAACAGCAGCCCAGGAACCAUGAGCCCGACGACACCCGAAGUCGAGUUUCACCCUGUGAGUGUGUGGGACACCACCAACGCGUCAAUUACCCGCUACGCCGAGCUGAGCGAGGUCGUACCAGUUCGGUGA